Spinacia oleracea (spinach) is the source of this 1870-nucleotide messenger RNA. RefSeq lists its product as uncharacterized. The transcript has 6 exons. Bases 329 to 1870 code for a protein of 513 amino acids. The record is from RefSeq and is a predicted model, not a curated record. NCBI's taxonomy places the organism in Eukaryota, Viridiplantae, Streptophyta, Magnoliopsida, Caryophyllales, Amaranthaceae.
GGUGUGUGAACCCAAUACAAAACGCAAUAAUUUUCAAACAAAACGCAACGUUGAUUUAAUGAGAAAAAGCGGAAAGAACAAUUCAUUGAAUGCUACGGAACAUGAGUUUCAAGGGAUAAUUUAAAAAAAUAAAACUUCCAAAAUCAAAAUCCCUGCAAAUUAGGGGGUCAAAGAUUCACUCUUCGUCAUCCCUAAAUUCAAGCCAACCUACUAGAUAUGAUCCUAAUUUCAAAUCUAUCCCAAUUCAAUAUUUUUAGGUUCCCUAUCCAAACCCUAACUGAUAUAACAGAUGGAAAACUAGAGGAACCGAAAUUUGAAAUCGAUCUCCAUGGCAGAAGACAAAGAACAUGAUGAACAGGGAAGGAGAACAAACAAGGAAAAAACGUUCAACAGAGAUGACUGUGAUGUUUUGUUGAAAAAUAUGGCGGUGAAGGACAAAAAAAGGGAGACUGCAUCGAAGGAACCAUCAAAAAAUAGUGUUAAUGUUGACCAUGAAUUGCUGUAUGACAUAAACGAAGAGCAUGGUGGUUCUCCAGAGGUUGACAAGCGACCUACCUCAUCUGAAGUUGUUCACGAUUCUAGUGCAACUCAUGGGAAAAUCACACAUGAUCCACCUCCCCGAAAUGAGCCAAAAAACACGAAAAUACGAGUGAAGCUUGUAGGACAAAAGAAACCAAUGGCUAAAGUAAUGCAAGGCACUAUUGCGGAUGAACAAGGAAUGGAUGCAGCCAACGCAGGGAAGAAGAACAAAAGAAAAAGAGCUGAAGAAGGUGAGGUGUUUGUUAGAAGAACACCAACUUUUACUUUGAAUCCAAGACAUUCCACCCAACAAAUUAAGAGGUUUAUUAAGGGUAUAAACAAUCAAGCACAUAAGAGACAAGCUAUAGUUGACAUGGGUUUUGGAGGCCUUCUCCAUAUUGACUUUCCACGGAAUAAUCCAACUUUUGCCGGCGAUCUGGUGAUGAAUUUUGACACCAACAGUAUAUGCAUACUUCUUGAAAGAAACAAGGAGAUUCGUAUUGUAGCCUCAGAUGUACACCUUGUCUAUGGCAUUCCUUUAGAAGGACAUAAAAUAAUCGAGGCUAAAGAUGAUGAAGAGGGUUUUAGAGAGUUGAUUGAUAAGUGGAAGGCAUACCAUGAAAGUAUAGAUGUCCCUUCUCUAACCGAAAUUGUCACUAAGUUAGUAACAGAUGAUGUUGAUGACAACUGGAAGAGGAGUUUCUUAGUGUUGGCAGUUAAUUCAUGCAUCAAGUCUACCACCAACACACAACCAUUUUUGCGAUUCCUCAGCACAUCUUAUGACACCAACCGCAUUCCUAAUUUCAAUUGGUGUCAGUAUGCACUUGAAAGCCUAGUUGACGGGACUCUGUAUUGGAAGUGUGACACAACACGCUACUUUCCAGGACCUUUGCCAUUCCUUAUGGUGUGCUAUUUUGACCGUCUUAAAAGACAAACUUUUGAUCCCCCGAGGACAUUUCCACUUAUCUCUUCUUGGAAUAAGAAUGCUGUCAAGGAAAGAGUAGCUUUGGAGUUAAAGUUUGGCUUUGGUUUAGGAUUAUUGCUAGAAAGGAUCGAAACACCUUCUCUAGGUGAAGAACCACAACAACUAGACAUGCAACACCACCCACAUGACGAUGAACGGCUUCAACAUCAUAAUAAUGAACAGGAACAUAACCAAAAUCAUCAGGACCCACAACCAAUCAAUAUUCCAACCAAUAUGAAGGAGUUUAUGCAACAAUUUGGUGAGGUUACAACCAUAAUUGCGAAUGGUUUUGUUAAACUCACCAACCUCCUAGCAGUACAUAUAAUUGCCAAGUACAUAAUCGGUGCCUCGAAUUUGGAAAUACUAUUCCUAUUGCUUUUUUCAUAG